AUGAAAGGGGUCAACCAAACUGGCAGUGUCUCUGAGUUCAUCCUCCUGGGACUAUCCUCCCGGCCCGAGGACCAGAAGCCGCUCUUUGCCCUGUUCCUCGUCAUGUACGUGGUCACCGUGGUGGGGAACUUGCUCAUCAUCCUGGCCAUCCGCUCUGACCCUCAGCUGCAAACACCCAUGUAUUUCUUUCUCAGCAUCUUGUCCUUCGUUGAUGUUUGCUACACAACCACCAUCAUUCCCAAGAUGCUGGUGAACUUUCUGUCAAAGAAGAAGUCCAUCUCCUAUGCUGAGUGUAUGGCUCAGAUGUAUUUCUUCUUGGCUUUCGCCAACACAGAAAGUUACCUUCUGGCAGCCAUGGCCCUCGACCGCUAUGUGGCCAUCUGUGACCCCUUCCACUACAUCACCACCAUGAGCCCCCGCCGCUGUGUCCUGCUGCUGGCUGUGUCCUGCUCCAUCUCUCACCUGCACUCUCUCCUACUAGUUCUUCUGAUAACUCGGCUUCUCUUCUGCAACUCCAAUGUUAUCCACCACUUCCUCUGUGACAUCAACCCUCUGCUGAAAUUGUCCUGCUCCUCCACCUUUGUCAAUGAAAUCGUAAUUAACACAGAAGGACUGAUAACCUUGGUGACCCCCUUCAUAUGCAUUGUCAUCUCCUACAUACGAAUCCUCCUUGCUGUCCUUAAAAUCCCCUCCGCCGCUGGGAAGCAUAAAGCCUUCUCCACCUGUGGCUCCCACCUCACCAUGGUGACCCUCUUUUACGGCAGCAUAAUCUACGUUUAUUUCCGGCCCCUGUCCAGCUACACCGUCAAGGACCGAGUGGCAACAGUCAUCUACACAGUUUUGUCCUCCAUGCUUAACCCGUUUAUCUACAGCCUGAGAAACAAAGACAUGAAGGGCGGCCUGCGGAAGCUGAUGGGCAUGAGGAGGUCCUAG
Propithecus coquereli (Coquerel's sifaka) is the source of this 933-nucleotide messenger RNA. Its product is annotated as olfactory receptor 1L3-like. The transcript has a single exon. Gene Ontology annotation, cellular component: membrane. Bases 1 to 933 code for a protein of 310 amino acids. Lineage: Eukaryota; Metazoa; Chordata; Mammalia; Primates; Indriidae. Gene Ontology annotation, biological process: G protein-coupled receptor signaling pathway. Gene Ontology annotation, molecular function: olfactory receptor activity; G protein-coupled receptor activity. The record is from RefSeq and is a predicted model, not a curated record.